Molecule: messenger RNA, 1548 nt
Organism: Capsicum annuum
Lineage: Eukaryota; Viridiplantae; Streptophyta; Magnoliopsida; Solanales; Solanaceae
Exons: 3
Coding region: 476-1159 (227 amino acids)
Source: RefSeq, a predicted model, not a curated record
AAACACAAUUUCUUAAAAUCCAACUUCUUUCUUAACCGUCAAAAUUCAGACAAAAAUUGUACCUUCAAUCAAGAUCCUAGUAUAUAAUUAGAGAACAUAAAUUUCAACAUUUUAGAAUUUAAUUACAAAAUAAUUUGGUAAUUAAAAUUUCAAUAAAGACGUAUUUUUUCAUUGGAUAUAUUUUUAUCGAUUAUGAAUCUGUUGGGAUACAUAAUUAGUUUUAAAUACACUCACAGAUAUAUUUUCUCCUUUGUAAAGAUACAUAAUUAGCUCUUGAUUUAUUUAUUUUGAAUUUUAAAUUAUCGAAAUAGAUACAUAAUUAAUUAAAAUUUUUAUAAUUAUUUUUGUAAGGGAAAAAUUUAUGCAAAUAUUAUAAGUUAAAACCUAUGGUUAUGUCAUUUUCCCAUAUAAUUAUAUCUUUUAUAUAUGUAUAUAAUAAGCAAGUGAGAUUUGAUUUUUCAACAAUUAAGCAGAUAUGGCAAACACUACAGAAAAAUCUAAUGGAGAAGUUUACAAUGAAACAACGGAUUCAACAAAUUUCAAGAAACAAUCAAAAGGGAUAAAUCAAGAAGAUAAAGGGGUUACACUUUUUGAUAUUUUAAAUAAUUUUAUAUCAGCAAUUUUUAAUUAUAAUAAUAAUGAUGGUAAAUUAAUUGAGAGGAUUAAAGGUUCAAUUUCUGAAAAUGUUCCUUUGAUUCAACAAGCUUCAAAGAAUACUGCUCAUAAUGUUUAUGCUUGGACUCGUAAAGGAAGCUCUUUUCGUGCCCUUCUUGUUGUUUCUGUGGGGACGAUUGCUCUCCUUGCUUUGACAGGAUUGCUAGUCUUUAUGGUUUUCUUUGUCGCAGCAACUGUCAACGCCAUUGUGAUCUCUCUUCUCAUGUCAUUAGCGGCUGCAGGCGGAUUCUUGGCUCUUUUCUUUGCCUCCCUAACGGCUAUUUAUAUUGGCGCUCUAUUGGUUGCUGUAUUUGUCAUUUCCACUACUACAACCAUAGCAAUUUUUGCUGUGAUUGUGGCUACAGGUUGGAUCGGAUUCUUCUGGACAAUAUGGCUGGCCACAAAGAAAAGCGCAAGUCUUGCCAAGCGCUCAUUGAACGCGACAGGAUCAGCACUAUCCGCUUAUUCUUCCUCCAGACAGGUUCGACACAACCAUGAUGCAUGAUGAACCAUGCUUACAAUCAAGAAAGAAGGCCCCAACUUCUACGAAUAAGAGUCUUGAAUGGUGAUACCUACUACCAUAUGUAUUUACAUUUCAGUGCCUUAACGCCUUCGCGAUGAUAUACAUAUCGAUGAUAUUUGUAGCUUGUCGUGCGUUAAGGUCUAUGUAUAUUUUAAUAGUAAAUGCAUGUGCAGCAAGAUUUCAUGGGGCCUUUUGUUAUGGUUGGAAACUGGCUUGUAAAUUGUUCUUGAGAAAUCAGUUAGCAAGUAAUAGUAUCUGUUUUGAACACUAGAAAAUGUUGAAAGAGAAUGUAAGUUAUUGUGUUUGUUGAAUUUGAGUCAUGAUAUUUGACAUCAUAUUACAUUUUGAAUGCAAGUAAUAUUUUUAGUUUA